Messenger RNA from Ipomoea triloba (trilobed morning glory), 1367 nucleotides. RefSeq lists its product as uncharacterized. The transcript is spliced from 2 exons. The coding region runs from base 176 to 1162 and encodes 328 amino acids. Lineage: Eukaryota; Viridiplantae; Streptophyta; Magnoliopsida; Solanales; Convolvulaceae. The record is from RefSeq and is a predicted model, not a curated record.
GUCUCAAGGGUGAGCACCAAAUGGCAAAUGGCAAAUAGCAAUGCAAUACCCUCCCUCUCAUUAAAGCCAUAUAUCCAACUCAACUUACUAUCAACUUCUCUCCAUUAUUUCUCCUUUUUCUUUAAGCCAAAUUGGAAAAGAGAACUUAAUUCCCACUUCUCUCACUCUCAAAGCAAUGUUCCACUCCUCUGUUUUCUUUCUCUCCUUCACUUUCCUUUUACUUGGCAGCAUACCGGUUUUGAUUGCCAAUCCGGAUUUGCCCGAUCCAGAACCCAUUUCAGUCCAGAGCCAGAGCCAAGCAUUGUCCACCCCAUCAACGAUUCCGGCGUUCCCUGAGCAGUCCAACAUUGCCGCCUGCCCGCUGGACCUCACGGAGGAGCUCUUCCGCGGGAUCAAAUCAGCUUGCGGGUCGAAUCCUCUCCACCGGACCCGGUGCUGCCCGGUACUCGCAGCCUGGCUCUACUCCGCCUAUUCAACAACUGCCCUCCAAAGGGCAACCUCCAAGAUCCCUCAGACGACGACGUUUGACAUGCCGGUGCUCCCGGAUGACUCCGAGACCUGCGUCGACUCUCUGGAGAAGGCUCUUGGGAAUAAAGGCAUUGAAUUGGUGAAGCCCAACCAGACCUGUGACUUAGUUUACUGUUACUGUGGCAUUAGGCUUCACCCUUUGAGCUGCCCGGAAGCUUUCUCCAUGAAUUCCCAUGGCCAAUUGGUGGGCCAUGAGACUGUGAACAGAUUGGAAACUGAUUGCUUCAGUAGUUCUGCAAAUGGCUAUUCUAGCCUUGCCGGCUGCUCCAAGUGCUUGAAUAGCUUGUAUCUGCUUAGCAAGUCUGAAGCGAGCAGCAGAAGCAAAUCAGACGAAAGAGGAAGCAAAAUGCGCACCAGAGAUUGCCAGCUGAUGGGUCUAACAUGGCUUCUCAACAAAAACCGAGCUGGUUAUAUUCACACAGUCUCUGCAGUUCUGAGGGCGCUGAUGAUGAGCACCAACGGCUCUGAUCCCUUGUCGUGCACCCUCAACAGCGAUGGUAUGCCUCUCGCCGUUGACUCCUCAGAAUUUUACGAUCAAUCUUCAUCAUUCACUCUGCAAAUAUCACAUUACACCUAUAUUGUACCUCUGCUUCUGCUAUACUGUUCUGUCACAAUUCAGUUCUCCAUAUAUUAGCAAAUCACCAUGAGUAGCUAGCACUACCUCUACAGCAACGUACUACGGUGAUCGAAUUUGUUUCUAUUACAUUAUAUUGUUUAUUCUUGUUAGUGAGAUUGUAAUCAGGCAACAAUUGUAGAUCUGCCAUUGGACCAAAGUUGCACUUUUACAAUGCUUUUUCUUUUAGGUAUUGGCCCAAAGUCGUGAGCAUAUAUCACCAACA